This is a messenger RNA of Anisakis simplex (herring worm), 1896 nucleotides long. The record is from the annotation of a GenBank genome assembly. NCBI's taxonomy places the organism in Eukaryota, Metazoa, Nematoda, Chromadorea, Rhabditida, Anisakidae.
AUGCCUGCCUGUGAAGUUGAUCUCGUAGGAGGGCAAUGUUUGACUGGAGUUAGGCGAUUUAUUGAUGAAGUGAAAGUAAGCAAAAUGCCGUUUCAGGUUAUUUCUUACAAUUGGGAAGAAGUGCAAACACCGUUGACAAUAUCUGUUUGGUUACUUAUGGCGAGUAUCGCGAAAAUAUUUUUUCAUUUAUCCAAGAAAAUCUCCGACGUAUUUCCGGAUUCUUCACUGCUGAUUAUAGUCGGAUUAAUACUCGGCGUUGGACUGAAGUUAUACCACGUGAAUGAUAGUGUUUUUUCGUUAUCGUCGAAUGUUUUCUUCCUUUAUCUAUUACCUCCAAUCAUCUUUGAUGCAGGAUAUUUUAUGCCGAAUCGUGCACUCUUCGAAAAUUUCGGCUCAGUACUGAGCUUCGCUGUGUUUGGCACAGUAUGGAAUACAUUUGCAAUUGGUGCAUCGUUGUAUGCGUUAGGAGAGUUUGGCAUAUUUUCGGUGCAAUUCUCAAUAUUCGAAAUCUUUUUGUUCUCGGCGCUUAUCAGUGCUGUGGAUCCAGUGGCUGUUAUUGCUGUCUUUGAAGAGAUACACGUUAAUGAAGUACUUUUUAUUACUGUGUUUGGCGAGGCGCUCUUUAACGAUGGUAUUACUGUGGUGUUGUAUCAAAUGUUCAAAAAGUUCACGCUGAUUGGACCUGAUAAGCUGAUCCCAAUUGAUUACGUGGCUGGCGGUGUGAGUUUUUUCGUGAUCGGUUUAGGUGGUGCUGCUAUCGGAUUGGUGUACGCUGUAAUUGUCAGUUUUAUCACAAAAAUUGUUGCGUGUGGAAUGGCGAUGAAACAAUACGUGAAAGGUAAUAUCUCGAAUACGGCAAUCGCAUCCGUCAAAUACUUCACAAAGAUGCUGGCACAAGCAUGUGAAACGGUCAUCUUCAUGUUCUUGGGAUUGUCAACGAUCUCCAGUCAUCACCACUGGGAUUUGGCAUUUAUCGCGCUCACAAUUGUCUUUUGCAUGAUCUAUCGAUCGAUCGGUGUGGUAGUGCAAUGCGCAAUUCUGAAUCGUUUCCGAAAGAAGCACUUCUCACCGGUGGAUCAGUUUGUGAUGGCAUACGGCGGAUUGCGAGGUGCGAUCGCAUUCGGUCUAGUUGUGUCGAUGCCCGAGCAGAUUCAAGCAAAAAGCAUGUUCAUCACUGCUUGCAUUGCGGUCAUCUAUUUCACCGUAUUCUUACAGUAUUUCGAUUAUACAAUGGCCGGUGUAGAGGAUAUUGCUGGACAAAAGGGACACAAUUCAAUUCGUGACACUUUCGAACGUCUGAAUGCGACGAUUCUACGACCACUAUUAAUGCGUAAUGAGAAGAGGCGACGAUUCGAUGCGUCCAAAAUAGUUCGAGCCUACACCAAGAUCACUCUCAAAGAGGCAAUGGAGGUUGCGAGCAAUGGAAAACGAUCACGGGAGGAGAUUGAACCAAGACGAGUACACCUUGCAACUGGGCAACUAGAUGCGAGUGGAAUCGACAAUGCAUCGUAUCAAUCUGACGGAGGGGCAACCACGUCGUUGGGACAACGAGAAGUGGCUCUUAGGGAUGAACUCGCCAAGUAUAUGUCAUCACGAGAGAACACAGAGGCGUUAUAUACGAUGUUCAGCGAGUUGUUAGAGCGUAAACUUCGUGAAGCUCAAGCCACGUCGACUGAUGACAAUUCAUCAGAUGACAUCGAAGAUGACUAUAUGCGAGAAAUUAUUGGACCGAAUCUUACGGUUCCCACUCCUGGUGCUCCUGAGGAAGGUCGACAGGCGGCCCGUAAAGCAUCACGAUCAUUGGCAAGCGUCUAUUCGGUAGAUAUGGAGAUGGGAAGACGAAGACCAGUUUCUCGCAGUCGAAGUGUGGGUCAAGUGAAUAGGACAAACGUCUGA